AGGGCUCGCGAGGAAGCCGCCGCCGCCCCGGUCUCCCCCGCAGCCCUGCGGCGUUUCCAGCCAGCGGGACCGGGCUGCCCGUGCCCGUGGCGGGAGGAAAAUGGCUCAAGCUACUGCACCAGCAGCAUCCAUCCAUGAUGAGGAAUCCUUAGAAAGCAGAAUGGUGGUUAAAUUCCUCAUGUCAGGACUUGAGUCAAUGUGUAAAGAACUUACCAAGUCCAAGGCAGAAGUUGCCUGUAUUGCUCUGUAUGAAACAGAUGUGUUUGUAGUUGGAACGGAAAAAGGAAGAGCCUUUGUCGACUCUAGGAAAGAUUUUCAGAAGGAUUUUGUUACAUACUGUGUUACAGAAGAGGACAGGGCUGCAGAACUGCAGAAAACGAAGACUACACCAGCUGAAACAGGGGUAAACAAUCGCACAAGGGAUGUUGUAGACCUGGAGACUCUUAGAAAGUCUGUGGAGGACUUUUUCUGCUUUUGCUAUGGUGAAGCUUUAGGAAAGUCAACAAUGGUACCUGUGCCAUAUGAGAAGAUUCAGAGGGACCAGUCUGCUGUGAUAGUGCAGGGCCUGCCCAAAGGACUUGCGUUUAAAAAUCCAGCAAAUUACGAUGUUUCAACCCUGAAAUGGAUUUUGGAAAACAAGUCAGGGAUCUCGUUUAUUAUCAAAAGGCCUUUCCUAGAACCAGAGGAACACAUAGGAGCUCAUAUGACAGAUGCUUCACAUUCAGUUAUACCUCUGGGUGGAAGUUGUUCUCCUAUUAAAGUGAAAAUGGAGCCAAGCGGAGAUUCUGGAAUUUCUUCGGAAACGGCAACAGUACCAGUGAAGGGGGAAUCAGAUGACCCUGACUACUGUAGAUUUAAUAUCCCAGCAGGCCCUUCCAAGACAUCAGACAUGGAUGAAAAAUCUGGUCUUGCAAAAAGCUACACAGCUUCCUCCCAGCAUGACUCGUCAGAAACAAGUGAGGAUUCUGAGGUUGAAUUCUCCAGUGAAGAAGAUGAUGAUGACUAUCUGCCCCCUAACAAGAGACCGAAAUGCACUAGGUCAACUAAUGGAGCUGACAAUUCUGGGAGAAGAAAAGUGGAAGAGUGCACUGUUGAUGAUGAUGACUAUAUGCCCUCAUAUAAGAGGCGAAAAAGGACCAAGUCGACUAAUGAAGCUGGCAAUUCUGAGAGAAGAAAAGUUGGAGAAUUCAAUUUUGAGAAAUGGAAUGCACGAAUUACAGACUUGAGAAAGCAAGUUGAAGAGCUGUUUGAAAAAAAAUACGCUGAAGCUAUAAAAGCAAAAGGUCGAGUGUCUAUCCCAUACGCACUCUUCCAGUCAACUGCGGAAGACUUACAAGUGGAAGGGCUGCCAGAAGGUGUCCCCUUCAGGCGUCCAUCCACGUACGGCAUUCCCCGGCUGGAAAGGAUACUUCUAGCAAAGGAGAGGAUUAAAUUUGUGAUUAAAAGGGAUGAACUUCUGAAUUCAACAGAUGUUCCAUUGGACAAAACAGCUAAAGGAGUCUCAAAUACAGGAAAAGAGGAGUGGCAUACCAAAGUCACCAAACUGAGAAAGAUGGUAGAUCAACUCUUCUGUAAAAAGUUUGCCAAGGCCUUGGGGAGCAGUGAGCCCAAAGUUGUUCCAUACAAGAAAUUUGAAGCUCAUCCAACUGACCUCUAUGUUGAAGGGCUGCCAGAAAACAUCCCUUUUAGGAGUCCCUCCUGGUAUGGAAUCCCUUGCCUUGAAAAAAUAAUUCAAGUGGGCAACAGAAUAAAAUUUGUGAUCAAAAAACCAGAGCUGCUAACUCUCACUUCAACCGAAAUUAUUCAGCCCAGGUUGAACCCAAGAGAGAGAGAAGAUUGGAAUGCCAAGAUCGCAAACCUAAGAAACCAAGUAGAAGAGUUAUUUAGUAAGAAAUUUGGCCAAGCUCUGGGGAUUUCAGAGAUAGUGAAAGUUCCCUACGCUAUAUUUGAGUCAAAUCCUGCACAUUUGUGCGUUGAAGGCUUGCCAGAUGGAAUCCCCUUCCGGAGUCCCACAUGGUUUGGAAUUCCACGCCUUGAAAGAAUUAUCCGUGCGAGUGACAAAAUCAAAUUUGUUAUUAAAAAGGCUGAGCUUCUCAAUUCCUAUUUGUCUCGAAAACUGGCUAAUAAAAAAUUCACGAAAGCAACGAGUCCAGGGAGUUCCAAAAGGUCGCGAAGUCCUGCACGCAAUUCAAAUGUCCCAGAGAUUGAAGUUACUGUUGAUGGAAGUCCUGAGAAAACACAAACAACAAGGACUCAAAUUAAUUCUCAAACCAAUGGCUCCAAUAUAAGUUUCAAGCUACAAGGAAAAGACUUCUCUUUUCAGGCAUGGAAUGCCAAAAUUAGUGACUUAAAGCAGAGAGUCGAAGAUCUUUUUAAUGAAAAAUGUGGGGAGGCGCUAGGACUCAGUAAACCGGUGAAGGUGCCAUUUUCACUGUUUGAAUCCUUCCCGGACGUUUUCUACGUGGAAGGACUACCUGAGGGGGUACCUUUCCGCCAACCUUCAACUUUUGGAAUUCCAAGACUAGAGAAGAUCCUGAGAAACAAAUCUAAAAUAAAAUUCAUUAUUAAAAAGCCUGAGAUGUUGGAGGCAGCUGUUAAAGAAAGUUCUGCUAGAAGCCCCUCAAAUGAUGACAGUGAGCGACCGUCAAAAGUAGAAAAGACCAGACAAUUGAGAGAGCAAGUAAAUGAUCUUUUUAGCCAGAAAUUUGGUGAAGCCACUGGUAUGAAUUUUCCUGUGAAAGUUCCAUACAGAAAAAUCACUACCAACCCUGGGUGUGUGGUGGUGGAGGGGUUGCCUCCCGGCGUGGCGUUUAAAGCGCCCAGUUAUCUGGAAAUCAGCUCGAUGGAGAAGAUUUUGGAAUCAGCAGAACUUAUCAAGUUUACUGUCGUUCGACCAUUUCCAGGACUUGUGAUUAACAAUCAUCUGAUGGAAAAAGCUGAAGCAGAAGCAUCACCAACAGCAGCAGCCCCAGGACUACCAGAGCCAACUGAAACAAGCGGAAUAGAAGUAUCUCUAGGAGAUAACACAGAAAAAGAAGAAAAUUCUCAAAUAAAACAAGAACCACACCCAAUAAAGCAAGAACCACACCUAAUGUCGUAGACAUCACCAAUACCAGAAGCAUCCGGUUCUGAGAAGAGCCUGCUGGGCCUGUCUAGAGCUGUGUAAUAUAACUGUAUACGAAAAGUAUCUUCAAUUCAAACCCUUUUGUAUAAGAGAAAUACCUUCUAUACAAACCCUUUUGUAUUUUUAAAUAUAAAUGUGUACUUUUUCAGCAGUUCUGUGAAUUGACUUAAAGCAAAAAAUGACUGUAGAUUUGGAAUGGCUGGUUUUAGUUUGGAGUAUAUUUUAAGGACUAAAUACGAUGCAGCAAUGCUGGGGAGAUGAUAGGGAUUAAAAUGAUUAUGGACUUAGCUGAGGCUGUCUACAUUCCCAAUACAGCUAAAUUUCACCAUACCUGAAUGCAUCUCAGCUUUUUUAAUGAGGAAAAAUUUCUGUAAAGAGUUCACUUUUUUUACUUUGGAAGAAAAAAAAUCAUUCAUUUUCAGUUACUAUUUUAAUGGUUGAUUGGACAAUAGUAUCUGCAUAUUUGAACUAAUUUUUCCUGUCAUACCUGUCACAAUUUAUAUGUUUUUCCUAAAUAAAAGAUAAACUGGUUCAUUUGAUGAUUAGUACUCAUUAAUGAGAUGGACUGUGAAAUGGUCAGUAUUUCAGUGUUAAACCUUGUUAUAGUUUCUUCCAUUAAUUAAAAGUAGUAAGUGCAUGUUUUAUCAGAGUAUCACAAGUUUAUAUAUGAUGGAUUUGGUCUUGCAGUCCUACUGUAGGCAAUAGUCCUGUGGAUCUGUGUGAGAGCUUUUCUGAAGGCUGUGGGGAUGCCUUUCUGUUCAUCUAGAACUAGUUAUGGAAACAUGCUACAAGCUGCUCUAAGUCCUACUAUGUCAAAAGCUCAGGAUAUUCUGUGAUUCUGUGACUACAACAAUCAGUCGAAGUCCCCUGUAGUCCUGGUUACGCCCCACAUCAUGUAAGAGACUAAUGUGCUUUUUUUUUUUUUAAAGUUUCACAAGCCAUAAGACAUGUACAAUUCUGGCUGUAUGAUAAUCUCUAAAGAUGCAAGUUAUUCUAAAGGUUUCUCUUUUACUGGAAUGAGCUUAGGAUGACUGCAUUUUAUGCACAAAUGGUAAACUUUAUUCCCUGAUGAAGAAAUAAAGACUUUCCUGAUGGUUUUCAUGACUGUCCGUGCAGUAUACAUUUAUGUAUUUUACAACAAGUCCUAGCAAUAAUUCUGUAGGCAGGUAGAACAUGCUGCAGCACAGUUACUUCCUUCCAGCAAAGAGGUAAGGUCCUGUCAUGCCUUUGAGAUAGAAAUCCAGCUCUGGGUGGGUGAGGUGGUUGUAUCUUCAAGGAAAAUUUUGGAGCCUUAAAUUCGUUUGAGUAGAGUGUCUAUUCCCUGGAAGAAAUCUGAAAUGCAGCAGAUAAAUUCAGAGCAGCACAUGCUUGUGUUUUCACAAUUGCUCCAUGCAGAUCUAGGUGCUCCCACUCAAUUCUGAGACCUUGUGCUGGUGAUGUCAGCAGGGGGCAAGGUUGGCUUUGUGCUGAGGCAUUUUGAAAACACACAUCCUGUCCGACCUUCCUGCUCUCCAGCUGGUGGUGACUAGUGCCGAGCUGCCUUCCUGCCUCAGCAGACAGCCCCUCCCAGCCCCAUGGAACGAGCCCGUUGGUGCACCUUGUCUGCUAACCCAGCCUAUGGAUACUCUCCACAUUAUAACCACUAACACAUUUGCCUGCUGAUGACUCAGACAGGCUCAGUUAAUGAAACUGCAGCAAUAGGUCAGGAUCAAGUUUCGCACUUGCUGCUGGACAUGUUCAGAAUGAAGAAAUGAGCUAAUGCAGCUUUCUCUGGGUUUUGGCUGGCUCGACUUCCCCUUCUGAAAAAGCAGAAGGACAGUCCAUCCCUGCUUCACACACAGCCCUCUUUAGGAGGCACGUUUUGCACAGCUGCCUGCAGAGCAAGGCUGUCUAUUGCUGAUGGAGUUUCAAGUGUUUACUCAAAAUGAGGGCAAGGUAUCACAGCAAAGGAACUGGGAAAAUAAAUAAUUCCAGGAUAUUGCCUUGUCAAGUGUAUAAUAGCAGAGUGGUCCUCCUACAACUUUGUAUGCAGGACCUGAAAAAAAAAUUAAGUGAAAGGGGAUCCAGUGGUUUUACUGGAAGGAUUAGAGUCCUUAUGUGAUGCUGGGAGUUGGAGUGGUGGUGUGCAUCAUGUGUGUCCUGCUGCUGGGCGUGCAGUAAUGCUGAUGGGUGUGUUGGUACUCAACGCUGAAGGCUCAUUUUGGUCUCAGACAUUUUGAGUUACAUCCGGUAGAGGUAAAUUAGACUGACAAAAUAAUUGCACCAAUAUUUAUACCUUCCAAAUAUCAAUUUUAUAUUAAGAAAUUACCUACCUCUAAUCCUAACAGCAGACUUUUAAGAUGAUGACUGUGAAAAUCUCACUCAUUUUCAAACACAUGAGAUAUGUCACUCUUUAGGUGUUGAGUGAUAAUGCCCUAAAAAACCCUGGUUGUACUAAUAAACAAACAAAUAAAUAAAAUUGCAACCACUUACCAGACCUCUGACUAGUUUUUGUUACAGCAUGAAAGGUUUGUGUUGACAAGGAAGGAGACAAGUAUUUAUUCCCUAUGUUUUACUGAAUUUUAAAAGCCUGUCCUGUGCAGUGGGCUGGCUCCUUUCUCUUAAAUGGGAAUUUUGGAUCCAAGUAGUGCAGUAUCCAGGAUGUCCAUGGUGAAACUGGGCAUUUCUCGGUUACGGCACCCUGGCUUUUCUCACAGCGUAACAACCAGUUUAAGUCCAGCACCUCUGUGGUGCAGCUGCUGGCCAGUGUUUUUCCCUUGGGAAUUAAAGUUUUCCACAUACAAAACUUGAACCUUUUCUCCUUUGUUUCUUUCUGUAUCUGUCCUGUCAGAGACCCACUGUCAAGGAAGAGGGCAGGCUCUCGUUUCUGUGAUUGUGUAACAGCUGUCUGCCAUCAGUGACGUAAGCAAGGCCUCCCUUGGCUCUGUAUUGAAUUAAGCUGAAAUUUAAACUACCAAAAAUAAAAAAUUACAUUUU
Messenger RNA from Lepidothrix coronata (blue-crowned manakin), 6100 nucleotides. It is a transcript of the gene GTF2I, whose product is annotated as general transcription factor IIi. The transcript has 34 exons. Bases 101 to 3100 code for a protein of 999 amino acids. The record is from RefSeq and is a predicted model, not a curated record. Gene Ontology annotation, cellular component: nucleus. NCBI's taxonomy places the organism in Eukaryota, Metazoa, Chordata, Aves, Passeriformes, Pipridae. Gene Ontology annotation, molecular function: DNA-binding transcription factor activity.